Messenger RNA from Plasmodium adleri (nom. inval.), 708 nucleotides. The record is from the annotation of a RefSeq genome assembly. Lineage: Eukaryota; Apicomplexa; Aconoidasida; Haemosporida; Plasmodiidae.
AUGAAACAAAAUACAAGAAAAACAAAUAUCCAAAAGGAUGAUACAAAGAGAAAACAAAAUAUACCACAGGUAACAGAAAAGGAAAACACUGAAACAUCAAAUUUAAAUAAAUAUAAAAAAGGAAAAUAUGAUAAGGAAAAUGAAAAACAAUCAAAUAUAUCUUCUCGUUCCCUUAAAUAUUUAGAAAUACAAAGAAAACUUUACAAUAAUUUUUAUGUAAAACCAGAAAUGUAUUUCGAACAUUUAUCAGAUAAAUCAAAUGCUAAAAAUGAUAAAUCUUGUGAAUGGACGAAUAAGAAGAAAUCAUCCGACAAAUUAUCUUCAUCAAAUAAAGUACAUGAUAAUUAUUUAGAUAAUUUAAAAACAGGUUGUGUUGGAGGUGCUUCUACGUGUGGGCUUUCGUCUAUAAUUACAGCAGGAUCUGGUAUUUAUGCUGCUACUGAAGCGGCAGGUGCAGCGAUCCCGGCAUUUACAGCACAAAUUAAAAGUGCCUUAGUUGGUGUAAAUUUCUUUUUUACAUCUUCGUUGGAAACUGCGAUUCAAGGUGCAGCUGUAUCUGGGGGAUUUACUCAUCUUCUUGAAGGAUUAGGUACUGUUGGAAGUCCUGCAAUUGCUGGUACAUCGACAUUUUUUCCUUAUGGUAUGGCAAUUGUUGCGCUAAUUGCUGUAACUAUUAUAGUGAUACUUUUGUAUAUAUGGUUACGAAAA